This is a messenger RNA of Ictalurus furcatus (blue catfish), 1996 nucleotides long. Its product is annotated as probable G-protein coupled receptor. Gene Ontology annotation, cellular component: endosome; plasma membrane; signaling receptor complex. The transcript has a single exon. Lineage: Eukaryota; Metazoa; Chordata; Actinopteri; Siluriformes; Ictaluridae. Gene Ontology annotation, molecular function: G protein-coupled receptor activity. The annotation marks the transcript as partial. Gene Ontology annotation, biological process: G protein-coupled receptor signaling pathway. The record is from RefSeq and is a predicted model, not a curated record.
CCCAACCUCAAUGAAACACAAGCCAACCACUCACUGGAACAUGGUACGUCUGGGCACCCUACUCCCAGCAUGCAGCUGGGCACCAUGUCCAACCCACAGUCCCGUCUCCGUGAUGCUGUGGGUCUGGCGGCCAUGGUGACGCUGAACGCCGUGGCUCUGUUGGCGAAUCUGGCCGUGCUGAUUGUGGUGCUGAAGGCAGCACACCUGAGGAAGUAUAGCUUUGUGUGGCACCUAUGUGGCGUGGAUGUGCUGUGCGCAGCACUCCUCAUGCCCCUCGCCAUCGUGUGCGGCUCACCAAUCUUCGCUGGGGUCGUCUUCACGCCACUUGAGUGUCGCCUGUACGUCUUCCUCAACGCUUUUCUGAUCUCCGCCUCCAUCUUCACAGUGACGGCGAUCAGCGUCGAGCGCUACUACUACAUUGUGCACCCGAUGCGCUACGAGGCCAAAAUGACGCCCCGCAUUGCUGCUGCGGUCAUGGCGUUGGUCUGGUUGGCGUCUGCUGUCCUCGGAUUGGCCACUGUGUUUGGGUGGCCCAGUUAUCGCCACCACAGCGCCAUUGCUGCAGCUCACUGCUCACUUCACUGGAGCCACAGCGGGCACCGGCGUGUUUUCUCCAUCAUCUUCUGCGUGCUUUGCUUUUGCGUCCCCGCCGCCAUCAUCCUAGCCGUGUACGCCAACGUCUACAAGGUGGCGCACAUGGCCGCCCGACACAGGGGUCCUCUGCCUAGCUGGGUGCCUGCAACACCCCGUCCAAAACACCGUUCUGACUCCGUCAACAGCCAAACCACCAUCAUCACCAGCAGCUCAAGUGCCAGGAGAGGGACAGGGACACACGCACCUCGCAGGCCACGUCGGACACUGGUGGGCGGUAAAGCAGCACUCACACUGGCCGUCAUCGUGGGCCAGUUUGUCCUCUGUUGGCUGCCAUACUUUGCCUUUCAUCUGCACUUGUCCCUGGGCGUCGCGCACACCUCGGCUGACGAGGCUGAAGGCCCUGUCACGUGGCUGGCGUACUCUUCAUUCGCUGCAAACCCGUUUUUCUACGGCCUGCUGAACCGCCAGAUCCGCGAGGAGGUGUGUAAGACGAUGUGCUGCUGCUGCCGCUCUCCCAGCAGACCCGCGAGACCCCCGGCGUCUGGCCACGAUGCCUCGGCACAUGAAGAUUUCCUGCACUUCCUGAAGCGCAGCAGCUCGGUGGAAGCCACACGCAGCAGUUACAACACCGCAACUCCCAGAAAUACACUGGACCAAACCGGGUUCAGGAUACCAGGACAGAUCCCUGAGGAACUCACCUAGGCUGUUCUGGAACUUUCGAGUUUGAUCCAAAUCUGGAACGUCCAAAUUAGCUCCAGAUCCUGAACAUUCAAAUUGGAUCCAAAUUCAGAACAUUCGAAUCAUAUCCAUACCUGGAAUAUUCAAAUUGAACCCAAAUCUGGUUGAUUUAAAACGGAUCCAAAUCUGGAAUGCUUAGAUCCAGAUCUGGGAAGAUCAUAUCUGAUCCAAAUCUAGAACCUUCAAAUGGCAUCCAAAUCUGGGACAUUUCAAACGGAUCCAAAUCUAGAACCUUCAAAUGGCAUCCAAAUCUGGGACAUUUCAAACGGAUCCAAAUCUAGAACCUUCAAAUGGCAUCCAAAUCUGGGACAUUUCAAACGGAUCCAAAUCUAGAAGAUUCAAAUGGGAUCCAAAUCUGGGACAUUUCAAACGGAUCCAAAUCUAGAACCUUCAAAUGGCAUCCAAAUCUGGGACAUUUCAAACGGAUCCAAAUCUGGAAGACUCAAAUGGGAUCCAAAUCUGGGACAUUUCAAACGGAUCCAAAUCUGGAAGGUUGAUAUCAGAUCCAAAUCAAUGUUCAAAUCAGAUAUAAAGAGAAAAACUGCAGAAAAGGGGGGGAAAGGUCACUUCUGCUAUUUUAGCAAUUGAUCGGACGCCGAAAGCAGGUCUAAUCAAACAAAUCUGCUCAAGCGAACAGAAAAAUAACAAAAGGACAAUUCAAAUC